Molecule: messenger RNA, 2594 nt
Organism: Meriones unguiculatus (Mongolian gerbil)
Lineage: Eukaryota; Metazoa; Chordata; Mammalia; Rodentia; Muridae
Gene: Sftpd
Product: surfactant protein D
Exons: 8
Coding region: 114-1238 (374 amino acids)
Source: RefSeq, a predicted model, not a curated record
AAGUCCAGUGCCGGGUGGAAGUCCACUUACAGGGCAGGCAUAAAUAGCAGGUGCCUGAUAAACACAGCUACAUUUGCCUGGAGCUCCUGGGACCUACAAGGAAGCAAUCUGCAAUGCUGCACCUCCUCUACAUGCUUGCCCUGCUGGUACAACCCCUGGGGAGCCUGGGAGCAGAAAUGAAGACCCUCUCACAGAGAUCAGUAUCCAACACCUGCACUCUAGUCAUUUGUAGUCCCACAGAGAACAGCCUGCCUGGACGGGAUGGACGGGAUGGGAGAGAGGGUCCACGGGGAGAGAAGGGUGAUCCAGGUUUGCCAGGACCUGCAGGGAUUGCAGGGAUGCCUGGCCCUGCAGGUCCAGUUGGGCCCAAAGGGGAGAAUGGCUCUGCUGGAGAACCUGGACCAAAGGGAGACUCUGGACCAGGUGGACCUCCCGGACUCCCAGGUUUGCCUGGUCCAGCUGGAAAAGAAGGACUCUCUGGGAAGCAGGGGAACACAGGACCUCAAGGCAAACCAGGUCCCAAAGGAGAGGUUGGGCCCAAAGGAGAAGUAGGUGCUCCGGGCAUGCCGGGAUCUGCAGGAACAAAAGGCCCUAUAGGCCCCAAGGGAGAAAGAGGUGCCCCUGGUGAACGAGGAGCCCCUGGGAUUGCUGGGGCAGCAGGGCCUACUGGAGCCGUGGGUCCACAGGGAGCUCCAGGUUCGAGGGGGCCACCAGGGCUCAAGGGGGACAGAGGGACUCCUGGAGACAGAGGAGCCAAAGGUGAAAGCGGGCUUCCAGACACCGCUGCUCUGAAGCAGCAGUUGGAGGCCAUAAAGGGACAGCUACAGCAUCUAGAGGCUGCUUUCUCUCACUAUAAGGAAGCCACACUCUUCCCUCAUGGCCAAAGUGUUGGAGACAAGAUCUUCAGGACAGCCAACUUUGAAAAGCCUUUUGAGGAUGCCCAGAAGAUGUGCAAGCAGGCUGGGGGGCAGCUGGCCUCCCCACGUUCUGCUGCUGAGAACACUGCCAUAGAGCAGCUUAUCUCAGCAUACAACAAAGCUGCUUUCCUGAGCAUGACGGAUGUGGACACUGAAGGAAAGUUCACUUACCCCACAGGAGAGUCCCUGGUCUAUUCUAACUGGGCCCCAGGGGAGCCCAACAACAAUGGUGGAGCUGAAAACUGUGUGGAGAUCUUCACCAACGGCAAAUGGAAUGACAAGGUUUGUGGAGAGCGACGCCUUGUCGUCUGUGAGUUCUGAGCCACUAGAGGUAGCAGGUGGGACAGUACUUGGCCAACAGCUUAGCAAGUGUGGUGUGGCUGAGACCCCUGUGCUACCAACAUCCUAAUAAAAAAUGACUACAUGUCUAGCUUGGGUUCUCUGUAGAAAGCAGCCAAAAUGCAGGGCUACACGCAACACAUCUCUUAGAGUGUCCUGCAUGGCUGCCUUCACAUGCUGAAAAGCUCUCGGGGGAAAAAAGAGGUCUUGUCUUACCACUUGCAGGGAAUAAAAUUGUCCAUCUCUAUGACCUGUCACAGAAUACGAUGCCUUCUUCUUGGCUCUGCUGCUUCUCAAAUUCUCAGCUGUGUUUGGCCUGGCUGAUGGCAUCUUUUUAAAACUUUCUCCUCUGGGAUUUUCUCCACUAUUGCCUGGGGCUUCUGGUGUCUUGGUGGCUCCUGAUGGUGGUUUCUUACAAGUCUGCUGUUUUCCUUCAUCACCUCAUGGGCACACACAGGCCCUAACUCAGUCCUCACUCACUCCAGGUGAGAUCAACCUGGCUCUUGGCUUCAUAUUCCAUCUGCAGGUCAUUUCUGGUCAGGACUUUUUUUUGAUGUCCCCAAACUAAAAAAUGGCAGGAUAGAACCUCUGGCGGCCUCAAAGCCCAGCAGAGUGACGUGGCACGGAAUCACUCUGUUUCCCUAUUUGAUAUCAUGGCAACACCAUGGCAACGCCUAGGAAAAUGUUACUCAAAAUCCUUCAGUGGGGCUGAGAAAGACCUCUGCACCAUUCUAAACUCAUCCGUAAUCUCAGGGAGGUAGGAGAAGAGCAGCUGGCCAUGCUCAUAUUCACCUAAGCCUUCUAUUGCCAGACAGUUUUGAACAUUCCAUCCCUCUUGCUUCAAGGAUGGCCUAGGUAAUACUCCUUAACUCUUUUAAGUUUUUAUCUUUUUAAUUCUUAUGUAUAAAUGUUUUGCUGCCAUAUAGGUAUGCAUACCACACGCAUGCCUGUUGACUCUCUGGAACUGGGAUUAUGGAUGAUUGUGAGCCACUGUAUGGGUGCUGAGAAUCAAACCCAGGUCUGCACAAAGCAACAAGCACUCUUACCUGGUGAGCCUUCUCUCCAGCCCCAUCCUUCUUAUCUUUCAAAUGUAGAAAGUGAGGCCCAGAGAAGGGAGAGGACUCAUGCAAGGAUGACUUGGUAUGGUAGCAUUUGUGGGUCACAGAUAAGUUUUUCCCAACCUCAAAGCUAACAAUUCUGAGUGUUUGGUUUAUUUUGAUGCAUUUGUCCAAAUUUUAAUUAUACCUGUAUUCAAGAAAUGGGAAGGACACCUGGGUGGACCACAGGCCCAUUAAAAAAAAAAACAUAAAUGCCCCAUUUUCUAGGCAAUACCCUCAG